GAGCUGAUAGUUAUAUCCCUAGAGAGCAAUAUAGAAAUGAAAUAGGAGCUUAAAGCAGCAAUUUCAGUAUAACUCACCACUGAGAGGUCCAUUUUUAUUUCUCUGGAGAAACAUAGAGACAAAGAUGAAGAAGAAAAAGAAGAAAAAAAGGAGGUUUCUUCAUUAAAUUCCAGAUGAAGAUGUGUUCUAAAGAGGAGCUCUUCUUGAUUUCAUUCUUGCUGCUAUUUCUGGGAACAAUUAAUGGAAGUUAUAAUUGGAAACGCCAUUUUCAUAUAAUUUGAGCAAUUGAAGCUGAAUUCAGUCAUAUAUGUAGCUGCCCUUCUGAUUAGUGAGAGAGAGGGAGGACAAAAUGAAGUUUUGGAAGGAGUAUUUGUCACAAAUGUUGCCUGAGUGGAAGGAUGCAUACUUAGACUAUACAUAUCUCAGAACAUUGUUGGAAGACAUCCUCAAGGUGGAGGAAGAUAAAGGACAGACACAACAGAAAUCAUUGGUUCGAGACUUGAGAUUGUACAGGUCUUUCAGCGGGUUACACAAACGAAAAAGUCAUGAUUUCAUAAAUGGAGAAGAUAUUGAAGACCAAUUUAUAGUGGUCAGGGAAGUGGAGGGAGUAGGAAACUCUAUUGUGAAGUACGAGACUAAGUUCGCUGAAGAUGCAACUGAGCAAGAAGUAGUUUUCUUCAAUACACUUGAUUAUGAAUUCAACAAGGUUGAUAAGUUCUACAAGGACAAGGUUGAGGAGGUUAUGAGCGAAGUCACGCUGCUUGAUAAACAAAUCAAUGCGCUUAUUGCGCUACGGAUCAAGGUCGAGAAUCCGAGUCUUGAUAUGUCUGGUGCAGUGCGAGAGCUCGUGGCUGAUGUUGCUAGCUUAGCUACUACAGCUGUUUCUAACUCAAGCACCCCAAGAAUGCCAAGGAAAGAGCAAAUGUUCGUGAUACAAGAAGAAACGGGGACAGCAGAUGGAGAAGAUCUCGAAGACUCUAAUGGAGGUGUGGAUGUUGAUAAAAGUAAUGGUGGCAAUGACCACUUUAAACCAGCUCCGGUGGAAAUUCUUGAACAUGUUAUAAUCAACAAUGAACCAAGAACUCCAAAAUCAAAUAUAAAAGCCAUGCUCCUCAAGGAUUCCAAAGAUAAGAAGUUGAAUUUUAACGGGAAGCAGUUGAAAAGGGCUGAAGAGCAGCUAAAGCAGGUUUUUAUUGAAUUCCACUGGAAGCUUCGCCAACUAAAACGUUAUAGCUUUAUGAAUCUGUUGGCACUGUCGAAAGUGAUGAAGAAAUAUGACAAGAUUACGUUGAGGGGUGCAACAAAAUCGUACCUAAGAGCAGUGGACAACUCUUACAUUGGCAGCUCUGAUGAGAUUACUACGAUCUUGGAGAGAGUGGAGGCCACCUUUGUCAAGCACUUCUGUAACUCAAACCGCAGAAAAGGAAUGAAAUCCUUGUGGCCUACAGCAAAAAAAGGAAGGCACAAAACAACAUUCUUACUAGGAUAUUUUGCUGGAUGUACGACAGCGCUUUUAGUGGCUCUUGUUUUGGUUAUAAAUGCGAGGAAGCUUGUGAAUAAGGAAGGAAGAAUUCAGUACAUGGAAAACAUAUUUCCACUGUAUAGUUUAUUUGCAUAUAUCAUCCUGCACAUGCUAAUGUAUGCCGUGAACAUAUACUUCUGGAGAUGUUACCGAGUAAACUAUCCAUUUAUUUUCGGUUUCAAGCAAGGGACUGAGUUGGGAUACCGAGAAGUGUUUCUCCUCAGUGCUGGUCUGACAUUACUUUCACUAGCUGGUGUCCUUGCAAACCUGGACAUGGAGAUGGAACCAGGCACUCAAAGCUAUCAGACAAUCACCGAGUUAGUUCCUUUGGGAUUAGUUACUCUCGUACUUGCCAUAGCAUUUUGCCCCUUCAACAUUAUAUAUCGUUCUGGUCGUUUUUUCUUUAUCAAAUCAAUAUGGCGUUGUAUUUGUGCUCCUUUCUACAAGGUUACGUACAUUGACUUUUUCUUGGCAGACCAACUUACUAGCCAGGUCCAGGCCUUUAGGAGUCUUGAGUUCUAUAUUUGCUACUAUGUAUGGGGAGACUUUAGAAAGAGGCAUAACAAUUGCCGCCAGAGUGCCAUUUAUAAUUCGUUUUAUUUCAUUGUAGCAGUUCUCCCACACUGGUCUCGGUUGCUCCAGUGUCUCCGUCGAUGGGUUGAUGAGAAAGAUGGGUCUCAGGCAUACAACGGUUUAAAAUACCUCUUGACAAUAAUUGCAGUCCUAAUCAGGACAGAGUUCGAUUUAAAGAAGGGAACGAGUUGGAGAGUUGCGGCUGUAGUGAGCUCUGCCGUUGCAACAAGCAUGAGUACUUAUUGGGACAUCGUCAAGGAUUGGGGGCUUCUUCAACGGCAUUCAAAGAACCCUUGGCUGAGAGACAAACUUCUCAUCUCACACACUAGCGUCUACUUCAUUAUGUCAUGGUGAUUAACAUCAUUCUAAGACUUGCUUGGCUGCAAUACGUUGUGAAUUUCCACAUAACAUUCUCGCACCGAAGAGCCUUAACCACCAUAGUAGCAUGUCUGGAGGUUCUCCGUCGAGGGAUGUGGAAUUUCUUCAGGUUGGAGAAUGAGCACUUGAACAAUGUUGGAAAGUUCCGUGCUUUCAAGUCAGUCCCACUCCCUUUCAGUUACUAUGAUGAAGGCAGUAGUAGCAAGGAUGAUAAGAAAACUAACAUAUGAGACGUUACAACACUUGAAAGCCUGAGAGACAAUGGAAUAUCGCACACCCAGCUAUACAUAUUUAAGGAGACUUAUAUAUCUAUCACCGAGCAAAGUGUAAUUUUCCUUGUGAGCAAGCAAGGAAGACCGUAAUAGGUCCAGCGUCAGUAAUCAAAUUGCUCGUACUUGUCAAUUCAAGUUAUGCUGUUUUGAAGUACUGUCAGAUACCAUCAGCAGAGUGACUACCUAGCUCUUAUCUUUACGUCUAGCAACAUCCAGAAAUGAUUUGCUAGUCCGUUGGUUCAGUUAAGCACAAAGCUGAAAAUUUCCUGUUUCAUUUUAUUUCUCCAUGCCAAUCCUUCAACUUGUAUAUACAUUACUUGAUUUGUAUCCAAGAAAUAUGUGUGCAUGAUACUAGAAAUGUAAUGGAGAUAAAAUUUUGUGGGUUUUAAAGUGCUGAAAUUAGAUACUCCCACUUCCUGUU
Molecule: messenger RNA, 3166 nt
Organism: Papaver somniferum (opium poppy)
Lineage: Eukaryota; Viridiplantae; Streptophyta; Magnoliopsida; Ranunculales; Papaveraceae
Product: phosphate transporter PHO1 homolog 3-like
Exons: 14
Coding region: 350-2449 (699 amino acids)
Biological process (GO): cellular response to phosphate starvation; phosphate ion transport
Cellular component (GO): Golgi apparatus; cytoplasm; trans-Golgi network
Molecular function (GO): inositol hexakisphosphate binding
Source: RefSeq, a predicted model, not a curated record